CCACGUCCACCACUAGUUGAGACCCGCCUGUCCGUCAGACACGUUAAGUUCGGGCCCAAGUCAUUCCUCCUACUUUAGACUACGCGAACAUUUACCUUUAUCGUUAAUUUUAUUUUUUAUUUUGUAACCGUCUCGAAUUUCCUCAAGUUCCUCCAAGUUCUUAAAGCCACACCGACUAGCCGACCUAAAAAAAUGGAUUUACUUUGCACCGAACGUUCGGGUGAGUGUGCUGCGUAUCCCGAUCCGCGACUCCUGGGGGACCCGAGGGUGCUCCAGAACCUACUCAAGACUGAAGAGACGUACACGUCGAAUAGUUCCUAUUUCCAAUGCGUUCAGAAAGAGAUCACACCGCAGAUGAGGAAGAUCGUCGCCGAAUGGAUGCUCGAGGUCUGCGAGCAGCAGAGGUGCCAGGAGGGUGUUUUCCCCUUGGCGAUGAAUUACAUGGACAGGUUUCUGUCCCAAUCGCCCCUGUCGAAAAGUCUUCUUCAGACCGUAGGAGCCGUCUGCCUCCUUUUAGCUAGUAAACUCCGCGAACCACGUCCUUUAACGGCGAAAAUCCUCGUCUACUUCACCGACUUCAGCACCAGGCUCGAUCAGUUUUCGCCGUGGGAGCUGGUCAUCGCCGACAGAUUGAAAUGGGACCUAGCAGCAGUUACCGCACAGGACUUCAUUGCUCACAUCCUCUACAGGAUUCCACUCGACAGGACGACUGAAGAGAUGACAAGGAGGCACGCCAGUACCUUUAUUAGCCUAGCAGCUUGCGAUUUUAAAUUUAGUAUGUACACGCCGAGCAUAAUCGCCGGUGCUAGCAUCGCGGCGGCUCUGAACGGCCUCCAUUGGAAUGCGAGGGGUGGUUGGACCUUAAACCAACUCAUGGACACCCUCACCGUGAUGCUCUCCGUCGAAAAGGAGUACUUGUGCUCAUGCCUUGCACAGUUGGAAGAAAUGCUGACUGACACAUUGACUGAAGCCGCUGCACAUAUGCAAAAAGCUGAAUUGACCAAAGCCGGAACUCCUACUGAUGUUCAAGAUAUAGAUUUCUAGCUCUCGGCAAAACGGACCAACGAGGCAACCACCAGCAAGGGCGAUGGUGGCACCGUUUCCAAGCCUAACGCACAACGACGAAUCUGACAAAAAUGAGAAACCCAUUUGAAUUUUGCAGGCGGGUUCCAAACCCGAUUUUUUUUUUUUUUUUUUCGAGUUCCUUUUAAAUCGAUUUAGUUUGGUAGGUUUUGGAAUGAUGCUACUUCCUUUUCCCUGGAAUCCCCAUUUGUUGUGAUAAUUUUCUUUUUCUGUUGAGUAUUUUUUUACCUUUCGAAUAACCCGCAUUACAGUAAUUCAGUAUAAUAAUAAUUUUUUAAAAAAUUGGGGAAGGCAAUAAUAUACGCUUGAUUUCCCGUUGUAGAGUUUAAGUCACGCGAACAAAAACUUUUUGUAGAUAUGUAUCUUUGAUUAUAACAAAAAAAA
Cimex lectularius (bed bug) is the source of this 1467-nucleotide messenger RNA. RefSeq names its product G1/S-specific cyclin-D2. The record is from RefSeq and is a predicted model, not a curated record. The transcript has 5 exons. Lineage: Eukaryota; Metazoa; Arthropoda; Insecta; Hemiptera; Cimicidae. Gene Ontology annotation, biological process: regulation of cyclin-dependent protein serine/threonine kinase activity; positive regulation of G1/S transition of mitotic cell cycle; mitotic cell cycle phase transition. Bases 193 to 1044 code for a protein of 283 amino acids. Gene Ontology annotation, cellular component: cyclin-dependent protein kinase holoenzyme complex; cytoplasm; nucleus. Gene Ontology annotation, molecular function: cyclin-dependent protein serine/threonine kinase regulator activity.